Molecule: messenger RNA, 720 nt
Organism: Trypanosoma grayi
Lineage: Eukaryota; Euglenozoa; Kinetoplastea; Trypanosomatida; Trypanosomatidae
Exons: 1
Coding region: 1-720 (239 amino acids)
Source: RefSeq, a predicted model, not a curated record
AUGGGAAAGAAGAAAGCUCCCCCAACCACUUUGUAUGAGCAGCACGUCAGAAAAACUCUCACGAGAGAGUACAGCGGCUCCACUCCGCNCGCUGAAUCACCGCACAGUAAUGCUGCACCCGAAGCAGAAGUAAAAGCAGUACAGAAGGAGGCUGGUUCGAAUGAGAAUCAAACAAGAAAAGAAACGCACUCACAACAUGUAAGGCCAUGCCAUGUCUUUGGUGUACUCUGUGCUCUCGUGGUCGCCUUUCUCUUCUUCCACUUCGCGGAGGAUUCCCAUCAGAGCUUCCCGUGCCACUGUUGUACAUCAAGUGAGCCGCUGGUGUCUGCUCUUGCUGGUAAGAGGUUUGGUCUGACAGGUAUUCAUCUGCAUCAUAAAGACCGCGCAGUGGUGGAGAAGCAGCUAGAUGCGCUCCCGUCAUGUGUUUCGCUUCGCCGCUUGUCUGUUCCCUUUGAUAAUGUCUCUUCUUUAUUACAGCGCCUGAGGAAAGACGCUGCCGGUGCCAACUGUAUUGUUUGGGUGGUUGAGGAUUUAUCCGUUGUGCACGGUGUGGCCAACGCACUGAAAGAACUUUUGGAGGACAACUCGCUAAGAGGUGUGUCCAUCCUAACAAAUGACUCCCGCGGGCUAUUCGUUGUGCUCUCAGAGAGGAGCCGUGCACAACUGAAGGAUGUCCUUCCUCACCGAGUGGUCCACAUGUUUCGCACAAUAGCGUUGUGA